AUGGCGUCCGACGAGAUUGUAUGGCAGGUGAUCAACCAGCAAUUCUGCUCGUUCAAGUUAAAACUCAACACCAAAGAACAAAACUUCUGCCGCAACGAAUACAAUCUAACGGGGUUCUGUAAUCGACAAUCAUGCCCCCUGGCCAACUCGCGCUACGCCACUGUUCGUCCCGACCCCGAGACUGGGGCACUGUAUCUGUUCAUCAAAUCGCCCGAACGAGCCCACCUGCCGUCGAAAUGGUGGGAAAAGAUCCGCCUGCCCAACAACUACGAAAAGGCUCUUGCCCAGAUCGACGAGAAGUUGAUCUACUGGCCGAAAUUCUACACGCAUAAAUGCAAACAACGGCUGACCAGGCUGACGCAAGUGGCGAUCCGGCAGAGGAGGCUUGCCAAGGAAGAAGAGCGACUGGGCGAAAAGGUGGUGCCCAAGUUGUCCGGCAAGAUCCGCCGCCGGGAACAGACGCGUGAGAGGAAGGCCGAAAGCGCGGCGAAAGUCGAGCGGGCGAUUGAGAGAGAACUCAUUGAUCGGUUGCGCAGCGGGGCGUAUGGUGAUCGCCCCAUCAACGUCGAGGAGAAUGUGUGGAAGAAAGUCCUUCGAGGGCUGGAGAGGGCCGAGAAGGGCGACGAGUUGGCCGAUGAGGAUGAAGAAUACGAAGACGAAGUCGAGGGUGAGGCUGAAGUCGAGUAUGUCUCCGAUGUCGAGGCCAGUGGCGAUGAAAUGGAGGACUUUGACGAUUGGUUUGAUGGAGAGAGCGCUGGUACUGGCGACGACGACGAAGACGAAGAUGGGAGCGACGAUGGAUCAGAAGUUACCGGUGACGAAGAUGAUGAAGAAGAAGGACAACAGCCCGCUUCAGGCAAAAAGAGGAAACGAGCCGCGCCACCUGCUAAGCCUCGCAAGAAGCAGGGUCGGGUGGAGAUUGAGUACGAGACGGAACUGCCGCAAAGGCAGACACUGUUUGCUUGA
This is a messenger RNA of Capronia coronata CBS 617.96, 966 nucleotides long. RefSeq lists its product as uncharacterized. Gene Ontology annotation, cellular component: nucleolus; preribosome, large subunit precursor. The coding region runs from base 1 to 966 and encodes 321 amino acids. The record is from RefSeq and is a predicted model, not a curated record. The transcript has 2 exons. Gene Ontology annotation, biological process: maturation of LSU-rRNA; maturation of 5.8S rRNA. NCBI's taxonomy places the organism in Eukaryota, Fungi, Ascomycota, Eurotiomycetes, Chaetothyriales, Herpotrichiellaceae.